Protobothrops mucrosquamatus (brown spotted pit viper) is the source of this 1475-nucleotide messenger RNA. Its product is annotated as V-type proton ATPase subunit S1-like. Bases 45 to 1355 code for a protein of 436 amino acids. The record is from RefSeq and is a predicted model, not a curated record. Lineage: Eukaryota; Metazoa; Chordata; Lepidosauria; Squamata; Viperidae. Gene Ontology annotation, cellular component: proton-transporting V-type ATPase complex. The transcript has 11 exons.
UUCUUUUUCUGUGCAAAGAGACCCUAUCCUUGGAUCAUGUUCCUAUGCUGCUGUGGUCAACAGAUAGCUCUCUCCAUGGCUUGGCAAAGACUUUACAUGAAGGACAUAUUAUUUCAAGGGACAAGUUAUAUGUGUUACUGAAAGAUAGAGUCCUCGGUCCAGAGCCCACAAACAUUGUCUUGUUUCUUCAAGAUGCACUUAGUGUGGAAUACUUCACACAAUACACCGACUUCUCCGGAAAUGAGUCACUAUUUCACAAUGUUCAGGAGCUUCUUGAGACUUCAUCAUCUUCAUUGGUUUUGCCAGCAGUUGAUUGUCAUGCUGUCAGUCAUUUUUCAGACCACCUCCGGAAGACUCUGAACUGGAACUUGGUAAAUGUAGACAGCCCUGACAUAUCAAAACUAAGAGUGAAUAUCUCUAAGCCCAACUUAUUUGAGAUAAACCUACCACCUAUCAGAAGAAAAGAUGAACGUCCCACUCAAAACAAGCUCAUGGAAAACGAUGAAAUAAUUGGAAGGUUUAUCAGAUCUUUGCAGCAACAAGGAAUUCCAUUUUUAGCCAUUUAUACAGCAAAGCAACCAUCACAGGUCAGCAGGAAACAUGAUAUAAUGUGGCAUAGUAAGCGACAAUUAAUGUCUGUUGAAAGUGAAGCAAUUGACUUAUAUCCCCCCCUGAAUGUUACCAAUGGGACCAACACCACGUGCAUCCUUUUUUAUGCAACUAAUUUCACUCUUACAGUCAACACCACCAUUCACAUGAAUCUAACGAAUUCGACAUUUCUGUUUCAUGCUGUGGACACUACUUCAUCUGUUUGUUCAGACACCAAUGCAACGUUGUCAUUAAAAUACACCAACCUGGAGAAUGAAAAGAUUGGAAUCAAGAUCCUGGAAAUAAGAUUCUUGAUGACCAACAUCUUCUAUACUAGCUCUUCAAAGAAUUGGUUCACUUUAGAUUUUGUUCAUAUUCUGCAAGAUGACAGGGAUGCGGAAGAUGAAAUUGCUAAAUUUAAUGUCUCUACUAUUUAUGGUCCUGCGGAGUACUCAUUUCAUUGCCCCUUGAUGGGCACGGACAGCCACUACGGUGUAACACUAAUUCCAGCCAAUGAGAAAGCUAAAAAAUGGAAAGUUGAUAUUUCUGAUUUCCAAAUCCAAGCUUUCAAUAUUGAAAACAACAUGUUUUCCUACGCGAGCGACUGCACAUCAUUUUUUACACCUGGAAUUUGGAUGGGUCUGGUCACCUCCCUAAUUUUAUUAUUGAUCCUUACUUAUGGAAUCCACAUGAUUAUGAAUCUUACCACCAACAGUAGAUUUGAUGACCCAAAAGGUCCAGCUCUUUCAGUCCCUCAAACAGAGUAACUAUGAAAUUGUAGUUUGGAGGAUUGCAGCUUCUCUGUCAUUGGCUGGGCUACCUAAGGCUGAUGAAUUAAGCUGAGUUCAAUAAGGGUAUCAGAUACUAUACUUGCUAUGGGAGGAAUC